AUGGAUCAGUCUCCUAUUUCUAAAGAAGAAAGUUCUGCUUUAUGUCCGAAAAAUUUAACCGCAAAUAUACCGGAAACCACACAACUUCAUUACCAUAUUAGGAUAAAUGAUUUACACAAUCAACUAUUAGAUUCAGUUGGAGACUCCGAAGAUGAUGACGAAUUUUUA
This is a messenger RNA of Funneliformis caledonium, 168 nucleotides long. NCBI's taxonomy places the organism in Eukaryota, Fungi, Glomeromycota, Glomeromycetes, Glomerales, Glomeraceae. The record is from the annotation of a GenBank genome assembly.